Durusdinium trenchii is the source of this 1830-nucleotide messenger RNA. The record is from the annotation of a GenBank genome assembly. NCBI's taxonomy places the organism in Eukaryota, Dinophyceae, Suessiales, Symbiodiniaceae.
AGCAAUUUUCACUCAACUUUCAGCAGUAGCACAUAGCGCUGUUCAAGCGUGCUGAAGCCACGCGAAAUGCCGCCAUCGAAACGCACAGACAGUCCAGCGCCCAAAGCCUCGAGCAGGCAGGCCGAGUCCCCGGGCUCCAAGAGUGUUGCAGUCACUCGGAAGCAGACUCGUCCUAUGGGUGAAUUCUAUGGGAACAUCGGGACUGGCUUUUGGACUUUCUUCAUUCCUGUUGCCAUCUACUACUUCUACGGAAUCUUGGUGAUGCAUCAGGGACGCCUUGUCAUUCCGGGACCCUCGUUCUGGAACGAUCUCAUUUGGAAAUUGCCAGAUGGGAUUUCAAUCCGUCCUUGCUGGGGUCCCACUUUGGUCUCUUUGACGUGGGUGGCCUGUCAAGCCAUGGGUGAGAUUGUUCUGCCUGGCAAGCUGAAGGAGGGUGUGAUGCUUAAGAACGGCCGCAAGCUGAUCUACCCCAUGAACGGCUUGCUUUGCUUCUUCUUGAGCCAUAUCGGCCUGUACUUGUGCUGCAAGUAUGAGGUCAUCACGCCCUACUACGUCUUCGAGAACAUGGGAGCAUUGCUGACUGAGGCUGUCAUCACGAGCUAUGUUAUGGCCUUGUGGUUGUAUGUGGACUUCGGCAUUUUCUGGAAUCGCCAUGUGAAUGAUCCUGAAUUUGAAGAGGAUCAUGGUGUUUUCAACUAUGCGGACUUCUUCAAUGACUACUUUAUGGGUGUAGUGCGCAACCCUCGGCUGUUUCAUGGUAUUUUGAAGGUGCCAUUUGACCUCAAACGAUUUUGGAACGCCCGUCCUGGGUUGACUGGGUGGGUGAUCCUGAACAUCUCGUACCUUGCUAGCACAUACUACAACUGCAAGCUCCCUUCAGCCUAUGGACCUGGCGACUCUCUAUUCUUCGGAGAUCAUGAGGCGAAGUCGCAGCAAAUUGGUAAGAUGUUUACCAACGCAGAUUCCUUCUGUGAUGCUGAAGGCUCUUUCUCCAACAUCGGGCCGGCAGCAGUGUUCAUUACUUUUGCGCAUUGGUAUUAUAUUUUUGACUACAACUUAGUCGAGCCAGCAUACCUGACGACCACAGACAUUCGUCAUGAUCUCUUUGGCUUCAUGCUGACUUAUGGAGAUUGGGGCUUUCUUAGCCGCUACUACCCGAUUUCAUUCAUGGGGUUUCUGGCAGUGCAAGGAGGCGCAAGCAACGGGUUCAUCACAAAGAAUUACAUGUUUGCCCUCAUUGGCAUUCUGAUGUAUGUUUUUGGCAUGAUCCUUUUCCGCAUCACCAACAUCGAGAAGCACCUCUUCCGCGAUCACAUGAACAAUGGUGGCACAGUCGACAAGUACAGAUCACCAUGGAGCACUCGCAUCAUAUUCGGAGACAAAAAGGUGGAGUUCAUCAAGACCAAGGAGGGGUCAAUGCUGCUCACAUCAGGUUAUUGGGGCUUGGCUCGUCACUUCAACUACAUUGGGGAUUUGACGAUGUGCAUCGGGUGGGCAGUGGCAUGCUAUGAUCCCAGCUCUCCGUUUCCUUGGCUCCCGAUUUCUUAUUGCAUCUACUUUUGGCUCAUGGACUGCCAUCGAUGCUGGCGUGACGAAGUCAGGUGCUCCAAGAAAUACGGUGCCGACUGGGAUCGCUACAAGCAGGCUGUGCCGUACUACAUUUUCCCAGGCAUUUGGUGAACUUGCCAUGUUGAUGUGGGACAGUCAACAAGACUCUGUCAGUGAAUGGCCAUAAGGUGCCAUGGUUUUUGGCGUAUCAAUAGCAGGUUUUGCAAUCUGCACGCCCCUUUUCUUGCCGUGGGAGAAGAUGACCAGAAACAGCAGAGAGAC